AUGGAAAGGCUUAGUAGUGUGGGUUGCAAGGAUUUCUUGUCGGCCAACACACUAGAAAGUCCCAUUCUGCCAGGUUUCUGCCUCUUUAUAACCAAAUCCAGCAGCUACGAUGCUCUCAUUUUCUGUGCGAUUUGUAUCUCAUACGUGCUAUUCAAUCGCUGUGUGCUUGGAUCGUUUCUUCUCGACUUCAUAUACGGCACCAAGUACUCUUCUAUGAAAGAAGUUGAAAAGCAUACCUUUGGACUUCGACAUGUGGGAAUAUUCGCCCGAGUGACCUCUUUCCUUCUGAUUUUGAAGCCAACUCUCAUGGUGGCUUUUGCAAACAAAAAUUGGUUUGAUCCAUGGUCACAGGGCUCAGAAUUCUCACUGGGUGACAUGGCAUUCAUCUCAGUCAUGAUCACAUCCGCAUUCCAUCUUUAUGAACUCAUUUUCGACCAAUCCCUCAAGCCUUUGAUGGUCGUUCAUCAUCUCGGGUCGAUCUUCAUCAUUCAAGGCUUCCUACCGGUGGCCAUAGGUCUCCCAAAAACAAAAUACUUGGAAUUGAAUGGUGCUCUUGCAAUGAUGAAUGUUGCUCUAUACUGGGCACUGUUGGAUGCACCCUUGGUUGUGCUUGCCUACAUUGCUACCGUCCUCCGUUCAACCUUCAUCCAAGGGCGCACAAACAUACGAAAACUGUUCUAUGUCUGUUUCAACGCUGCUGCACUGUUUACGCUUAUCGAAAUUGUAGCCAUUGUCUACUUAAGUUUGGAGAACUGGCAGCAGUUGUCCGUCCUCCAGAGAACAAUAAUUUGCUCCCUUCAACUUUUGUUCACAUCCGCCAAAGCGCGAGUCUGCAAAUCCUUUUAUUUGGCAUACAUCAGACAGAUGGAUCAACUGAACAAUCAGGGUUCAAGGCAUGUUGAGGCCGCCAAGCCCGAAUAA
Penicillium brevicompactum is the source of this 921-nucleotide messenger RNA. RefSeq lists its product as uncharacterized. Lineage: Eukaryota; Fungi; Ascomycota; Eurotiomycetes; Eurotiales; Aspergillaceae. Bases 1 to 921 code for a protein of 306 amino acids. The transcript is spliced from 2 exons. The record is from RefSeq and is a predicted model, not a curated record.